Messenger RNA from Chlorocebus sabaeus (green monkey), 3499 nucleotides. It is a transcript of the gene COQ8B, whose product is annotated as coenzyme Q8B. NCBI's taxonomy places the organism in Eukaryota, Metazoa, Chordata, Mammalia, Primates, Cercopithecidae. The record is from RefSeq and is a predicted model, not a curated record. Gene Ontology annotation, biological process: ubiquinone biosynthetic process.
AGAGGAGAAGCCGCCACUGCUCCCCUCAACCCGGGAGGGGGGUCCCACUGAUUGGGCCUCAGGCUCUGGGGUCUCAGGGGUGAUGAUGAGGCGGGGCACAGGGCACAGAGGGCUACACUUCAGGUCAGAGUACAGGUGAGUCACCAAUUCCCCAGGUUCUGGUUCCUCUAAUGGGCCAUCCUCAGGCUCUCCCAAGAGGCAGUCUGUCCCAGGUGCUGUCUGGGAACCAUCAGUGCUAGGUUGUGUCCAGGAGCCAUCAGUAUCCUGUUGUGUUUGGAAACCACCAGUGCCAGGCUGUUUCCUGGCUGUUUCAGUAUCCUGUUUUUUCUGGGAGCCAUCAGUGUACGGCUCUGUCCAGGGACCUUCAAUAUCCUGUUGUGUCCUGGAGUCAUCAGUGUACAAUUCUCUCCAGGAGCCAUCAGCACUUGGCUCUUUUGAGGGACAGGCUCCUUCUGGGUGAGUCUGGAGGUUGGAACUGUUCUGGUGGGUCCAGAGGUUAUCAGCCCAGGACUUGACCCUCUCUGGCUGAGUCUGUGACCCAUGUGUUUCCAGCUCUGUCCAGGGCCUAUCAAUCCCUGGCUGUGUCCAGGGGCUGGCCUCCUCGGGCUGAAACUGGAGGUCGGACCUGCGCGGAUCAGUCCAAAGGCCAUCUGUCCCGGCCUCCGUCCAAGGACAGGUCGUCUCCAGCUCUGACCAGCUCCUUUCUGGAUGCGUCUGGAGGCUGGACCUGUCUGGCUCCGUCUUUUGCUUGGGCCUCUCGGUCUCUACUCCAAGGCCAGCUGCCGAGGGCUCAGUCUGUCCGUCUGUCCAGAAUUCUGUCUGCGAACUCUCUGUCCCGGGCGCAGGCCCGAGGCCGGCCCUCUCAGGCUCGCUGUGAAGGCUGGACCCCUCAGUCCGGGCCCAGGGCCCGCCCCCCUCCGGCCGCCCCGCCGGGGCCCCUGCGCCGGGCCCAGGUCGCUGCUGUCCCGGCUGCCGCCGCCGCCCUCCUCGCGGCGCCUCUAGUCCCAUGCGGGCCGCCACGGGCAGCGCCCCAGCCUCCGCCUCGCUCAGGCUCCCACGGCACGGGCAGCGCCUCAUGCCCGCUCCUUCGGUUCGGGCUUCGGCCGACCCGGCCACUCCUAUCCCUUUAAAUCCCGCGAGGGGUGUGGCUGGGGAGCCCCGACUCUCGGGUUCCGGCCCGCGGAGCUCCAGCCCGCCCCGCUGCGUAAGGGUUAACCGAUACUCCCCUUACAGGGGAAAGCCCCGAAGCCCCGCCCCACCGGACGUGGCGCAAUGGAACGAGACGGAGCCUCGUCUGACGCCGCCUCCCAAGAGGAGGGGGUUUGCCUCUGAGCGUCCGAAGCGCGACCAGGCAAUGUGGCUGAAGGUGGGGGGCCUACUUCGGGGGACCGGUGGACAGCUGGGCCAGACUGUUGGUCGGCCUUGUGGGGCCCUGGGGCCUGGGCCCCACCACUGGGGGCCAUGUGGAGGUUCUUGGGCCCAAAAGUUUUACCAGGGUGGGCCUGGGAGAGGCCUGGGUGAGGAGGACAUUCGCAGGGCACGGGAGGCCCGUCCCAGGAAGACACCCCGGCUCCAGCUGAGUGACCGCUCUCGAGAACGCAAGGUGCCUGCCUCCCGCAUCAGCCGCUUGGCCAACUUUGGGGGACUGGCUGUGGGCUUGGGGCUGGGAGCGCUGGCCGAGAUGGCUAAGAAGUCCCUGCCAGGAGGUCAUCUGCAAUCAGAGGGUGGUUCUGGGCCGGACUCCAGCCCCUUCCUGUCGGAGGCCAAUGCCGAGCGGAUCGUGCAGACCUUAUGUACAGUUCGAGGGGCUGCCCUCAAGGUUGGCCAGAUGCUCAGCAUCCAGGACAACAGCUUCAUCAGCCCUCAGCUGCAGCGCAUCUUCGAGCGGGUCCGCCAGAGCGCCGACUUCAUGCCCCGCUGGCAGAUGCUGAGAGUUCUUGAAGAGGAGCUUGGCAGGGACUGGCAGGCCAAGGUGGCCUUCUUGGAGGAGGUGCCCUUUGCUGCUGCCUCAAUUGGGCAGGUGCACCAGGGCCUGCUGAAGGACGGGACGGAGGUGGCCGUGAAGAUCCAGUACCCCGGCGUAGCCCAGAGCAUUCAGAGCGAUGUCCAGAACCUUCUGGCGGUACUCAAGAUGAGCACAGCCCUGCCCGCGGGCCUAUUUGCCGAGCAGAGCCUGCAGGCCUUGCAGCAGGAGCUGGCUUGGGAGUGUGACUACCGUCGUGAGGCAGCUUGUGCCCAGAAUUUCAGGCAGCUGCUGGCAAAUGACCCCUUCUUCCGGGUGCCAGCUGUGGUUAAGGAGUUGUGCACGACACGGGUACUGGGCAUGGAGCUGGCCGGAGGAGUCCCCCUGGACCAGUGCCAGGGCCUGAGCCAGGACCUGCGGAACCAGAUUUGCUUCCAGCUCCUGACGCUGUGUCUGCGGGAGCUGUUUGAGUUCCGAUUCAUGCAGACGGACCCCAACUGGGCCAACUUCCUGUAUGACGCCUCCAGCCACCAGGUGACCCUGCUGGACUUUGGUGCAAGCCGGGAGUUUGAGACAGAGUUCACAGACCAUUACAUCGAGGUGGUGAAGGCUGCAGCUGACGGAGACAGAGACCGUGUCCUACAGAAGUCCAGGGACCUCAAAUUCCUCACAGGCUUUGAAACCAAGGCAUUCUCCGACGCCCAUGUGGAAGCAGUGAUGAUCCUGGGGGAGCCCUUCGCCACCCAGGGCCCUUAUGACUUUGGGUCAGGGGAAACUGCCCGCCGCAUCCAGGACCUCAUCCCGGUGCUGCUGCGGCACCGGCUGCGCCCCCCACCCGAGGAGACCUAUGCCCUGCACCGCAAGCUGGCAGGGGCUUUCCUGGCCUGUGCCCGCCUCCAGGCCCACAUCGCCUGCAGGGACCUCUUCCAGGACACCUACCACCGCUACUGGGCCAGUCGCCAGCCAGAUGCAGCCACUGCCGGCAGCCUCCCCACCAAAGGAGACUCCUGGGCGGAUCCCUCAUGACAGCCUCCAUGGGGGAUUCAGUCCCCAAAGCAGGCCAUACCCUGCUGUAGUGCCUCUUAGCCCUUCCCCAUCUGCCCUGGGUCAGGGGAGCCCCCUGGGCUGCCCAGUCUUGCCUAGCUCUCCUCCUUGGCCCGGGAGCUCAGGAUCCCUGGGGCUGGGGAACUCCCAACUUCGUGCCCUAGAUCCUGCACCUCCCCACUCCAAAGUGGGCAUCCGGGAACUCUAAGCCAGGGAAGCAGUUAACUUAUCUGUGCCAACAUUUGAGGGAGCCUUGGGCCCCUGCAUGUCGUUUUCAGAUCCGGACUCAUCACGGGGAGCCCUCACCUCUGCCUCAAGUCUCCCGUGGAAGGUGAGAUGGUGGUCCUGGAGGCAGUCCUCACCUCUGCCUCCCUGGCUCCUCCAACAGCUCCCUUCUCCCGGGUUCCAGCCUCUCAGUGUGUUGGAGAGGUAGGGGUGCGGGGGGAGGGGGGAGCUGAACCUUCAAUCGGAAUAAAAGCAACCCUCCCCUUC